Anguilla rostrata (American eel) is the source of this 2035-nucleotide messenger RNA. Its product is annotated as olfactory receptor 1-like. The record is from RefSeq and is a predicted model, not a curated record. The coding region runs from base 282 to 1253 and encodes 323 amino acids. Gene Ontology annotation, molecular function: olfactory receptor activity; odorant binding; G protein-coupled receptor activity. Gene Ontology annotation, cellular component: membrane. The transcript is spliced from 2 exons. Lineage: Eukaryota; Metazoa; Chordata; Actinopteri; Anguilliformes; Anguillidae. Gene Ontology annotation, biological process: G protein-coupled receptor signaling pathway; detection of chemical stimulus involved in sensory perception of smell.
UGGUGUAUUGCUCUGUGUCAACUCCACAGGAUAUAAGAAUGACAGUGAAGGCUUUGACUCACCAUAGUCCUUUUCAACUGAUCUGGGAUCAAGUUCAAGGCCAUCUACUGAAAGAGAAAUAUUGAAAGACAUUGGUUUCUUCACAUUAGAAAAGGGGUUCUUCUGUAUGAGAUAUAUUGAUACAUUGGCAUUUUUGGUCUGUGCUCUUUGCCUAAGGUUAUUGGUCCUAAAGGACUGUUUUUUCAACAGGUGAGAAACAGUGAGUAGCAGAAAAACCUGCAAUGAGGUCCCUGAAUUCAACCUCCUUUUUGAACACCACUAUUGUGCGUCCUGAGUUCUUUUUUGUACGUGGUCUCACUGGUAUUCCCCACACAAAAUACUACUAUUUCUUCUUGUGCUUCGUUUAUGCUGUGACUCUACUGGCGAACACUUUUGUCAUGCUUAUGAUUUACACCGACCACUGUCUUCACAAUCCGAAAUACAUUGCAGUGUUUAAUUUGGCUUUGUCCGACUUGUGUGGAAGCACUGCACUUGUUCCUCAGAUGCUUGACACCUUGCUGUUUAAAUCACAGCUAAUAGCCUUCGAGGCCUGCCUGACUAACCUGUAUUUUAUUUAUGUCUUUUACGCGAUGCAGUCUCUCACUCUCACUGCUCUAUCCUAUGAUAGAUUUGUUGCUAUAUGCUUUCCACUGAGAUACAAUGAGAUUGUGACUAGUAAAUCAAUGUUGGUGAUCGUAAGUAUAUUGUGGAUGUUUACAUCAGUUGCCACUCUCAUACCUACAAUUAUUCUCAGCAAACUGUCAUUCUGCGAAUCCAUUGUGGUGAACAGUUUUUUCUGCGACUACGGACCCAUAUACAAUUUGGCUUGCAAUGACAACACUCCAAGUAAUGCGAUUGGCUGGGCGUAUCCUGUGGUGUUUCUAUGGUUUCCGUUACUGUUUAUCAUAGGCACAUAUAUUUCUAUAGCCAGAGCAUUAUUGAAAAUUGCUGCGGCAUCCGAGCGCCUCAAAGCCAUGAAAACCUGCAGCGCUCAUUUGAUCUUGGUGAGUGUGUAUUAUUUUCCUUUAUGCAUCUCUUUCAUACUGAGCUUCAGCAUUCACCAGAACAUCAGAAUUAUGAACAUGUCUCUGGCGAUGGUCUUGCCACCGAUGCUGAAUCCAAUCAUUUACUCACUGAAGACGGACGAAUUCAGAGAAUCCGUUAAGAAGCUGUACAAGCGAAAGAAGAUACACAUCACUGUAAGAAAUAAAUGAAUAAACGUUUCAAUCGUGAAUGACUGACUGGGACGUUUGACUCUCACUUUCGGUGUAGGAGAGCACAGAAGACCACGUUCCGUCCUCUGAUAUACGUGGACAUCAAACCGCUGCAGUCCACAAAAUUUGCUGUCGAACAGAAGCUGAGUUUUGUGGACAAGCCGGAAUGAGCCGGAAGGGGGCACGUCAUGUGCAGGUUUGAGAAAGCAGAUAAAUUUAUUUAUGAGGCAUCUGCCAACUUUAUUGUAUAUUUUUAAAUCCUUAUGCAAUGUAAUUGGACAUAAUUCCAUGAAAAUAUCCUAAAUGUGUAACAAUGGUUUUAUACAAAUAUGGGAACUCUGUACGUUGUAAUGAAUUGGAAAUGGUUCAGGAUUUGGCAAUUCUAUGCAAAUACCUGAAUUACGCAAUAAUCUAUCUUGCAAUGAAAUUGAUUUUAUUGCAUUAUCAUUAAACCUACAUGGUUUUUGCCUGUAUGUACAGAGUGUUCCCCUUGAGGGUUGCAGUUCUUGGAUGCCUGUGCAUCUACUUUGGGACCUCUCUGGUGCAGCAGUGAUUUGUAGUGAAUUUUCCAUAUUGUACCUCUAUAACCCAUUACAUGUUUGACUUGGGCAAAACCUUUAAGGCUGGAGCGGUGAUCCUGCUGUCAAUGCAAAUACAAAGUUUCAUAGGCUUCGGUGUAACGGCUUUGGAAUUAUUGGCAUUUUUGUGAUAAGCUAUGGCUGCUGCAAAUUCACUGAAUCCUCCCAUGGCCAUUUUUUGACAUAACCAUUUGAAAAGUAACU